AACGGCGUUAGGGGCGGGCCCGCUGCCUGUGAGAAGGGUAGUGACCGCCCAGAGCGGGAGGUGAGUGGAGGUGAGGUUUAUGCUGGCCCCCGGAUGAUGGGCGGUUGAGUCGCUGAGCAGUCCGGUGUCUUGUCACCGGGAUAUGUCUCUGAAGCAUUCUCUGGUCUAAUCAGCGUCGGCUAUGGAGCUUUUCCAGGCGAAGGACCACUACAUCCUGCAAAGAGGGGAGAGCGCCUUGUGGUGUAGCCGCCAGGACGGGUCCCUGACCAGCAGAGCGGCUACGGACUUGCUGCUGGCCUGGAAUCCUAUCUGCUUGGGCCUGGUCGAAGGGAUUAUUGGGAAGGUUCAGCUUCACACAGAUCUGCCGUGGUGGCUUCUCCUCAUCCGACAGAAGUCCCUGAUUGGAAUCCUUCCCGGUGGCCAUGAGAUCUACAAGAUCAACAAGAUCGCUGCUAUUCCUCUGUCAGGGGCUGAGCCCCAGGACUUGGAGCUGGAGCUUUGCAAGAAACAUCAUUUUGGCAUCAACAAGCCGGAGAAGAUAACCCAGUCUCCCGACGACUCCAAGUUUCUUAUGAAAACCCUCACCCAGAUCAAAUCCAAUGUGUCGGCUCCGGCUAAGAAAAAGGUUAAAGAGAGCAAGGAGAAGGAGAGGCUGGAACGGAGGCUGCUGGAGGAGCUGUUUAAAAUGUUUAUGGACUCGGACUCCUUCUACUACAGUUGGACUUAUGACCUGACCAGCUCCGUACAGAGGCAGAGCUCCAGAGAGAAGAGCGACCUCCUCUUAUGGCAAACGGUAGAUGACCGGUUCUUUUGGAACAAGCACAUGAUUCAGGAUCUCAUUGAUAUAAAGGACCCCCAGGGCAGUGUGUGGAUACUUCCCAUCAUUCAGGGAUUUGUACAGAUCGAGGAGCUAGUGGUGAAUUACAACGAGUCGUCGGAUGAUGAGAAGAGCAGCCCCGAGACCCCUCCCCAAGAGCCCACCUGCGUGGACGACAUUCACCCACGAUUUAUGGUGGCGCUGAUAUCGCGGCGGAGCCGGCACAGAGCAGGCAUGAGGUACAAGCGCCGAGGGGUUGAUAAAUUUGGCCAUGUUGCCAACUACGUGGAAACCGAACAGCUCAUCCACGUUCACAACCACACCUUGUCAUUUGUCCAGACCAGGGGAUCGGUACCGGUGUUCUGGAGUCAGGUCGGAUAUAGGUACAACCCGCGGCCACGACUGGACAAGAGUGAGAAAGAAACAAGCCAGUAUUUUGCCCUGCAUUUUAACCAGGAGCUGGGAAUCUACCAAAAGCAGGUUAUCAUUAACCUCGUGGACCAGGCUGGCAGAGAGAAGAUCAUCGGAGACGCUUACCUGAAGCAAGUUCUGAUGUUCAACAACCCCAACCUCACCUAUGUGACCUUUGACUUCCACGAACACUGCCGCGGAAUGAAGUUUGAGAAUGUUCAGACUCUGACAGAUGCAAUUAGUGACAUUAUCGUUGACAUGAAAUGGUGCUGGGUGGAUCAGGCCGGGGUGAUUUGCAAGCAGGAAGGCAUUUUCCGAGUCAACUGCAUGGACUGCCUGGAUCGUACCAAUGUCGUACAAGCUGCUGUCGCUCGGGUGAUCAUGGAACACCAGCUUAAAAAGUUAGGUGUGAUGCCUCCAGAACAGCCUCUGCCAAUGAAGUGCUACCGCUUGUACCAGAUCAUGUGGGCUAACAAUGGAGACUCCAUCAGCAGGCAAUACGCAGGCACAGCUGCCCUUAAGGGAGACUUCACUCGCACCGGGGAACGCAAAUUGGCUGGAGUGAUGAAAGAUGGAGUCAACUCUGCAAACAGAUACUACCUGAAUCGCUUUAAGGACGCAUACCGGCAAGCAGUGAUUGAUCUGAUGCAGGGGAUCCCUGUGACGGAGGAUCUUUAUUCAAUCUUCACCAAAGAGAAGGAGCACGAGGCGCUGCACCGGGAGAGCCAAAGGAACCACCAUGAGCUGAUCAACCAGUUGCUGCAGAACUACAUGCAGAUGCUGCUGCCAGACGACGAGAAGUUCCACGGGGGCUGGGCCCUCAUAGAUUGUGAUCCCAGCCUCAUCGAUGCCACUCACAGAGACGUGGAAGUGCUGCUGCUGCUCUCCAACUGUGCCUAUUAUGUUGCCUACUACGACGAUGAAAUUGAUAAAGUGAAUCAAUACCAGAGGCUGAGCCUGGAGGACCUGGAGAGAAUAGAGAUCGGUCCUGAACCCACGUUUUUUGGGAAACCCAAGUUCUCUUGCAUGAGGUUACACUACAAAUACAAAGGGAACAGCGGCUACUUCCACACCCUGAGAGCCGUCACGCGAAAUCCCGACGAGGAUGGGAAAGAUACGCUGCUGUGCAUAGCAGAAAUGCUGCGACUUACCAAACAAGCGCUGGAGCUGGAUGUGCCCGUCAUCGAGAAGAAGCUGGAAAGGAAGAGCAGCAAGCCCCACGAGGAGAUCAUUGGCAUUCGCUCCAGAAGCCAGAGACUGGGCCUGAACAGCAUGGGCCUGGCGCAGAGCAAAAACUUCCUGAUGAGCAAGUUCUCCUCUCUCAACCAGAAGGUCAAACAGACCAACAUCGGGAGCCUCCGCAAACUGGGGGGCUUCAACAAGCCCGACGGGAAGGGCGUUCUGGCCCCCAACCUGCAGGCGAAUAUGUGGAAGUCGGACAGUAGCCUGGACAACCCCGGCACAGACAUCAAGGGACACCCUGAAUCCGACUUGGACAUUUCCACCGACAGCGAAUCUUUCCAUUCCGACGACUUCCUCACCAAGUCUGACGAGGAGGACGGCCAAUCAGCCGGCGCUUUGGAGAAUAUGGGGCAGACCGACUACGUCCUCCCCAGCUGCGGGAUCAUCGUUUCCGUUCCGCGCCUGGGAAGCCGCUCCCACUCCGUCAGCAGCGCCGAUUUUAACCCCCCUAAUCCCACAGAGAUCCACGUUACUGAAUGCGAGGAGCAGGACCCCCCACAGACUGAGGCGCUGGUUGACUUUGGGACCCCCAUAGACGCUUACUGCCAUCAGUUUGUUCAUGAUGCUCAGACCAAAGGCAACCUGAAUGAGCCGGAUAGUAAGGAAGCCCAGCUGGACCAAGAAACAUCAAGCAAUAAUUCCCCCAAAAUCCCAGCGCCACUGGAAUCCGACGCAGAACUGAUCCCCCGACCCUCCCAACUCGACGUGUCUCAUAACAGCGCAAAUUCUCAGCUACUGCCCGUGGAGCCCCCUCAGCUCUCCAAAUCGGGCCGGGCAAGUCCCGCCUCCGCCUCGACCUCCGCCCCUUCGCCAGCGGACAGUAGCAGCAGCCGAGCGGUGUCCCCUUUCGCCAAGAUCCGUAGCUCCGUGGUUCAGGUGGCCAAUAUAACGCAGGCCGGCCUGACUCAGGGUAUCAAUUUUGCCGUGGCGAAAGUGCAAAAGAGCCCAGAUCCCAACGCACCCCCCGAACCCCCCCAGAAUGACUUUAAAGAUCUGUUCACCCAGUGUCAGACGCGUAUCAUCCAGAUCUGAGCGACACCCCCAAAAUCCCAGCAGUGAUGGGUGGGGGUUAAACACACUGCCUUCCAGAACCGGGAUCAACCACACCAAUAUGUUUACAGUACUUCAAGCAUUACCAGAGUAGGCCCCGCCCCCGUUGGCAAAACCGCGCACUGCUUACGGCACAGCCUGCUUUUAACUUAUAGAGGAGCCCGGCGACAUUCUCGCCUACGGUUUAUUUUAUUAUUUAAAGAGACCCGCAGCGGGAAUCGAUUGCGUUAUUUAUUUUUUAGAUCUUUUUUUUUUUUUUUAAAUAACCCAACAGAGGGAGCGAAGGGCCACGCGGGCAGCGGUACGAGGCGGUUACGUUGCUUUCGUUGAGUUGCCUUAAGUUUAUCUGCGCACUUUUUGUUUUCUGGGGUUUUCUUUGUUUCUUAUGUUUUUUUAACGGAUAAAAAUGUAAUCGCCAGAGGGUUCCGGAGGUUCUCCGGGCCUCGAGUCGUUCACACUGGGAAGCCUCGUGCCCCCAUCCCGCCAAGCUGGCGUGGCACAGGCUUGGCAUUGCCGUUCCGUACGAUAGUAGUCCGUAUAUGCGUGACGGGGUUCCCUCGGCCCCAAACUGGGGGGCCCUGUUGUAACCUGUAGUAGAAUAGUAGCGUCCGUGUAUAUAAGGGAUAUAUUGUCGCCACACACUGGUACGUAAACAGAAACGCCAACGUCCCGUCCUUCCAUCGUAAUAUCCGCCACGUAGCGGAGCGUAGAGUUAGCAGGUAGGCGCACACUGGUAUAUACGCUGUCCGUUAGCGGUAUUUACCCUUUAAUACACUCUUGUGCCCCUGGUGCCGUGCUGUGUGCGUAUCCCGUGUCCCGUCCCACUCGGGCUUUUACCGCUCCUUCAGUUUCAGGCCUCGUCCGGCGCCACUGGCUCCUGUUUUUAGUGUUUGGACAUGAAUGUGGCUCUUUAUGUUGUAAGAAAAUGACCUAUUUUAAUUAAAAAAAAGGGCAAAAAACGUG
This is a messenger RNA of Xenopus tropicalis (tropical clawed frog), 4483 nucleotides long. It is a transcript of the gene inpp5f, whose product is annotated as inositol polyphosphate-5-phosphatase F. NCBI's taxonomy places the organism in Eukaryota, Metazoa, Chordata, Amphibia, Anura, Pipidae. Gene Ontology annotation, molecular function: phosphatase activity; phosphatidylinositol phosphate 4-phosphatase activity. The record is from RefSeq and is a predicted model, not a curated record. The transcript is spliced from 20 exons. The coding region runs from base 182 to 3502 and encodes 1106 amino acids.